CGCCCCCUCGCCACUCCGCUCCCUGGCGUGACUCGGCACGGAGAGCCCCGGGAGGAGCUCGGCGAUCGCCACCUCCUCUGUCCAGGCCUCGGCCUUCCUCUCCCGGGUCCUCGUCUUGUUUCGAAGCCGGUGGCGUUGCGACCUCCCUGACGGGCUCUCUGAGAAUGGUGGGAGUGAAGCCGGUCGGGAGCGACCCGGAUUUCCAGCCGGAGCUGAGCGGCGCGGGCUCCAGACUCGCCGUGGUCAAGUUCACCAUGCGAGGGUGUGGGCCAUGUUUAAGGAUUGCCCCAGCAUUCAGUACUAUGAGUAACAAGUACCCACAGGCAGUUUUCUUGGAAGUAGAUGUACACCAGUGUCAGGGAACAGCUGCCACCAACAAUAUAUCAGCAACACCUACAUUUUUGUUUUUUCGAAACAAAGUAAGAAUUGAUCAAUAUCAAGGAGCAGAUGCUGUGGGAUUAGAAGAAAAAAUCAAGCAGCACUUAGAAAAUGACCCUGGAAGCAAUGAGGACACAGAUAUUCCAAAAGGCUAUAUGGAUUUAAUGCCUUUUAUUAACAAAGCUGGCUGUGAAUGUCUUAAUGAAAGUGAUGAGCAUGGAUUUGACAACUGUUUACGAAAAGACACGACCUUCCUGGAAUCUGAUUGUGAUGAACAGCUGCUUAUUACUGUGGCAUUCAAUCAACCUGUUAAGCUUUAUUCAAUGAAAUUUCAAGGGCCAGAUAAUGGUCAGGGUCCUAAAUACGUAAAAAUUUUUAUCAAUCUACCCCGAUCUAUGGAUUUUGAAGAAGCGGAAAGAAGCGAACCAACUCAAGCUCUGGAACUAACAGAGGAUGAUAUUAAAGAAGAGAGCAUUAUUCCACUUCGUUAUGUUAAGUUUCAGAAUGUUAACAGUGUAACUAUAUUUGUUCAGUCCAAUCAAGGUGAAGAAGAAACCACGAGAAUUUCCUAUUUUACUUUCAUUGGUACUCCAGUCCAGGCAACAAAUAUGAAUGACUUCAAACGAGUCAGGAGAAGCAGAGAUUAAACAUCUACAUUUUUAUGAUAUGAACUUUUUUAAUCCAACUCAAAUGAACUAAAAACAGAAGAUUUUUAAAAAUGAAGUAAUAUAAAGUGACCUUAUCUCACUCUACUCCCCUCCUUGCUUCUCUGCCCAUCUUGCACCUGUCUGCUCUCACCCUUCCCAUGUCUCAUCAUUGCUGGUGCGAGAUCUCUGCAGCUUCCGCCAUCUGGACCGGCCUUACUGUUCACUAGGUUUCCUCAACCACCUCUUUCUUCAGAUCUCACUCCAGUCGUGUUUCUCAACUGGCUUUUUAUUUUGUUUCUGUUUUUGUUUUGGGCUUGCAGCGAGGUGCUUUGAUUUCAUUCCCAUACUGGGUUGCUCCCCUGACAUUUUUUUUUAAAAACUUUCGUCCUGUCUCAUAUUUAAUUUUGUACUACCUUUUGAGAAAUAAUAUUGCAAUAAAACUGGCAUUGUUGUAAAUGGUUUCAGAUUUAACUAGUUGUUGGAUAAUGUUUUGAUCCAAUCUAAAGUUUAAAUUUUAAUUUUUAGGAACCAUAGAAUCAUUUUGGGAAACAAGUAUAAACCAUUUCAUCAAAUUCUUUUAUCCUAGUUGUAGUAUAAUUAUUGAUUAGGCUGUAGUUGAGAGAUGUGCUCCCCCCCAUCAUUGGAACUGUAGCCCAGAAGUGAUUAUGCUUACUAACUGUGGGUGUGUCCUCUGCUUUGCCUGCCCAGAGGGGGCUCAAGGCCAGUUGAAAGACUUAUGGACUGAAUGGUAGACUGGUUUAAAAUAUUAACAUAGAAGGAAAAUGGACUCUGUACUGAAGAAAUAUUUUUGACACCUAAUUUUGAUGUACCUAGACUUUUGUUUGUCUGAGGUGUUAAUAUAAAAACUUAAAAUGAAUAAAAGAGUUUUAUGUUUGGGGUGAG
Messenger RNA from Pteronotus mesoamericanus, 1928 nucleotides. RefSeq names its product thioredoxin like 1 (gene TXNL1). Lineage: Eukaryota; Metazoa; Chordata; Mammalia; Chiroptera; Mormoopidae. Gene Ontology annotation, molecular function: protein-disulfide reductase activity. The transcript has 9 exons. Gene Ontology annotation, cellular component: cytosol. Bases 165 to 1025 code for a protein of 286 amino acids. The record is from RefSeq and is a predicted model, not a curated record.